Molecule: messenger RNA, 1797 nt
Organism: Nematostella vectensis (starlet sea anemone)
Lineage: Eukaryota; Metazoa; Cnidaria; Anthozoa; Actiniaria; Edwardsiidae
Product: 1-aminocyclopropane-1-carboxylate synthase-like protein 1
Exons: 15
Coding region: 313-1611 (432 amino acids)
Biological process (GO): biosynthetic process; amino acid metabolic process
Molecular function (GO): transaminase activity; pyridoxal phosphate binding
Source: RefSeq, a predicted model, not a curated record
CCACAUCGUGAGAAAAAGCCAUAAAAUCAGAACCCUAUAAAACCUCGCACGUCGCGGCCCUUCCCUAAUCCCUAACCACCAUACUCUACUAACUUUUGGUAAGACCAUUAGUGGGCUGAGAAACUUUCAAGUUCCUCCCCAAUUUAAAUGUUGUAUUUGAAUCAUGAAUCGUAUUUCGAGUCGUUUGGUACCGUCUUGGAGAGAAAAUUGCUCUAGAACCUAGUCCUCUUUCUGUUCCAUUUGAACUAGUCAUCCGUGGCCUCCAGGCCUUCCAAUCAAGUGAAAACUAGCCCUAGCGAAAUCUCGUUAGCCAUGGAUACUCUCUCGACUCGUGGUCAUGAAAUCAAGGAUUUUAAAAAUGUGUUAGCUUGUGCCUUUAAUCAGCAAAUGAAGAGAGCUUACGAUGCGAAACGAAACCCUACGGGUAUCAUAAACUUGGGAACAUCCGAAAAUAAAUUGAUGUUUGAUGUAAUAGAGGAGAAGCUGCAGAGUCUUCCCGCUGUUCCUGAGUCGUUAACUCACUACGGUAGUUUUCAUGGGGUUCCAGGGCUGAAAAAGGCUAUUGCCAAAAUGCUGGAGCAUUUUAUGAAACCAAUAGAACCAAUCAAAGAUUGUAAUAUAAUUGUUUUUAAUGGGUGUGGUCCUGUCGUGGAAGCUCUUGGGAUGUUGCUGGCAGAAAGAGGAGAUGCAUUUAUGACCACAGCUCCUUACUAUGGGGCCUUCAAGGAUGAUCUGUGCCGAAGAGGUGGCGUGGAUAUAGUGCCGGUGUACCUCUCUAAUGAGAUUGCAAAUGAUGAGAGCAAGCCCUAUGAGCUGUCAAUGUCCAAAAUGGAGUCUGCAUACCAGCAAGCCUGUAAAGAGGGCAAAAGGGUCCGUGCUUUUAUCUUAUGUAACCCAUACAACCCUGUUGGCAGCAUAUUCAGUGAGAAGGAAGUCAGGGAUUGUCUCAGCUUUGCUCACAAGCACUCACUUCAUGUUAUCGUAGAUGAGAUUUACCUACUGUCUGUUUACAAGGAAGGUCACAAGAUGCCCAAUGUCCUCAGUCUUCAAGGGAUUCCUGACCCAGAACGGACGCAUGUGGUUUGGGGAUUCAGCAAGGAUAUGUGCGUUUCUGGAUUUCGAGCUGGCGCUAUCUACACCGUCAAUAAAGACUUGUGUGGCGCGUUGAAAUCCAUGGCGUAUCUACAAAGCACAUCCCUCCUUACUCAACAUUAUUUGGAGCAUAUGAUUUCAGAUUUAGACUGGCUAGAUCACGUGUUCCUACCAACCAAUCAGCGGCGCCUACAAGAGUGCAGCAAUAUCGUUUGUGAUGCGCUGCGAUCCGUAGAUGUCCCGUAUGUUGAUGGCAUAGCGGGACUCUUCAUAUGGGCAGACUUCAGGAAACUUCUCUUGUCUCCCACGUUUGAAGAAGAAUGGGAAAUAUUCAACGAAUUCAUGAAUUACAAGCUGUACAUCACGCCAGGGCAGGCUUUUUACUACAAUGAGCCAGGCUGGUUUAGAAUCAUAUUCGCAACUAGGCCGUCUAUAUUACAACUUGGUAUGGAACGGCUGAAAUCCUGUGUUAAUCACCUUAGGCAAAGGGCUGAUCUCCAAAAAUUGUCGAUCGCCUAGGCUGGAGGUAGACCACGCAUGUACCGGUGGGCUCUAAGUGUCGAUCGCCUAGGCUGGAGGUAGACCAUGCAUGUACCGAUGGGCUCUAAGUGUCGAUCGCCUAGGCUGGAGGUAGACCAUGCAUGUACCGAUGGGCUCUUGAUAAAAUAUUGGAUCAAAUAUACUGUUUUUUUUUUUCAAUGUUAA